GCAACAAAAUGGCACUACUUGGUAGACGGAGAUCGUCCUUCCUGAAGCUCGCUGCCCUGUGCGGCGUAGUAUGGUUUAUGGCUGUGUUUGUACUCUACUCGGACGAUGCUAGCCGGACGGGCCCGAGUGGAAGCGGUAGUGGUGCGGCAAGCGGUAGUGGAGCGAUCGAGUACGAAACACCCCGCCGGUUACCACUGGAGGGGAUACGGAAUAAGUUCAAUCAGUUCAUCGAAAACGCACGUCUAGAUGCUGAACGGCAGGAUCCGGUCGUGCCGGAAGUUCAAGCGCCGGAUGUAAAUUUUGUCGACAACAAUCGGCUGGAGGAUGGUGACGAAGGUGACGCAGGUGUCGGUGGUGUUGACCCAGACCUGGAUGAGCCACCGGUAGUGAAGACAGUGAAAGAUACACCGUCAAAGCCAAGCAGGGUGCCAGAACACGGCGGUGGUCUUCAACUGCCUGGUGUGAUCGCACCACCGAGUGACGCACCGGGAGAGCUAGGAAAACCGGUCAUCCUUCCGAAAGAAUUAACACCCGAAGUGAAAAAGCUAGUCGACGAUGGAUGGGCCAAGAACGCCUUUAACCAGUAUGUGGCGGACAUGAUCUCCAUUCGGCGCACGCUGCCCGAUCCACGUGAUGCGUGGUGCAAGGAUACGGACCGCUACAUGCAAGAUCUGCCACCCACAUCCGUCAUUAUUUGCUUCCACAAUGAGGCGUGGUCGGUGCUGCUGCGUACCGUGCAUUCCGUGCUCGAUCGUUCGCCGGAUCAUCUUGUGAAGGAAGUGAUACUCGUGGACGAUUUCUCCGAUAUGCCUCACACGCAGAAGAAAUUGGAGGAGUACUUCCUAGCGUACCCGAAGGUGAAGAUCGUCCGGGCAGCAAAACGAGAAGGUCUUAUUCGUGCCCGUCUGCUUGGCGCACGUCAUGCAACAGCUCCGGUGCUAACAUAUCUAGAUUCACACUGCGAAUGUACUGUCGGAUGGCUGGAGCCGUUGCUUGAUCGUAUCGCGCGCAACUCAACGACUGUGGUCUGCCCCGUGAUCGACGUGAUCGAUGACAACACGAUGGAGUACCACUAUCGCGAUUCGGGUGGUGUAAAUGUUGGUGGAUUCGAUUGGAACCUGCAGUUUAACUGGCACGCUGUACCGGAGCGUGAAAAGCGCAAACAUAAGAGCUCCGCGGAACCCGUCUGGUCACCAACGAUGGCGGGUGGUUUGUUUGCGAUUGAUCGCGUCUUCUUCGAACGGCUCGGCACGUACGAUUCUGGGUUCGAUAUCUGGGGUGGUGAAAAUUUGGAACUUUCCUUCAAGACGUGGAUGUGCGGUGGUUCGCUAGAGAUUGUACCCUGCUCGCACGUCGGUCACAUCUUCCGGAAACGUUCACCUUACAAGUGGCGAACAGGUGUGAAUGUGAUCAAACGCAACUCGGUCCGUUUGGCCGAGGUUUGGAUGGAUGAGUAUGCACAGUACUACUACCAGCGUAUUGGUAACGAUAAGGGUGACUACGGUGAUGUUAGCUCGCGCAAGAAGCUGCGGGAAGAGCUCGGCUGUAAAUCGUUCCGAUGGUAUUUGGAUAACAUCUAUCCGGAGCUGUUCGUGCCGGGAGAUGCUGUUGCGUCGGGAGAGGUAAGAAACAUGGGUUACGGUAAUCGAACCUGUCUGGAUGCGCCUGGCGGCAAGCGGAACCUGCGGAAACCGGUCGGACUCUAUCCGUGCCACAAUCAGGGUGGCAAUCAAAUACGGAACCUGUGGUCUAAUCUGUGUAUCGAUUCGGCGGCAAAACCCGAGGACAUGCAUUCGCCGUUGGGCGUCUGGCCCUGCCAUCAGGCCGGCGGUAACCAGUACUGGAUGCUGAGCAAAACGGGAGAGAUCCGACGGGAUGAAGCAUGUCUCGAUUACGCCGGCGACGACGUUGUCCUGUACCCGUGCCAUGGUUCCCGGGGCAAUCAGUACUGGAACUAUUCGGACGAUACGCACCUGCUGCGGCACGGUUCGUCCGACAGGUGUUUGGCGAUCAACGAGGCAAAGAAUAAGCUGAUCAUGCAGGACUGUAAUUCGGCUGUCGAGGCACAACGGUGGUCGUUCCAGAAUUAUGACGCUAGCAAGCUGUGA
Molecule: messenger RNA, 2108 nt
Organism: Anopheles maculipalpis
Lineage: Eukaryota; Metazoa; Arthropoda; Insecta; Diptera; Culicidae
Product: putative polypeptide N-acetylgalactosaminyltransferase 9
Exons: 9
Coding region: 9-2108 (699 amino acids)
Cellular component (GO): Golgi apparatus
Source: RefSeq, a predicted model, not a curated record